GAACUGCAGAGUCGAACUGAAUUGAAUUGAAGCUGAAUAAAACCGAAUUAAAUUGAUUUCACGGUUAACCCCACCAUUUGCUGGCUGUCCGCCUCCGUUGCCACACAAUUCCCAAUCCAUUGCCCCGCAACACCACAAAAGUGUGUCAACUGCUGGCAGCAUCAAGAUAAUUCAGGACGACAUCUCGACCGACCGAAUUCAGGACCACACUCGGCAGCCGUCAGUCGACAUCACUGCGAAACGCGACCAUGGCCACAGUCUCAGAUCUCGCCGAGCGCGUCAAGGACGCCGUUAUCGGCAGCGACAAUGUCUACAUUGAUACAGACGUUGGCGUGGACGACGACACCGCCGAUGGCUCCAACGCCAAGCCCUACAAGUCCCUCGCCCACGCCUACAUCCAGAACAUCGACAAGCCCGCCCCCCGAUACCAGGUUCGCGCAUCCACCACCGGCCCCGUCGCCGAGGGUGAAGACCCUUCUGUGCGCCUGCAGUGGAGGGAUCCCGCCAAGAGCGCCAUCAAGAAGGCCGACGGCGCCCUCAGUGCACACAAGAAGAAGCUCCAGAAGCAGGCACAGGCCGCCGCCGACGAGGAGAAGCAAAAGCUCGCCCGUCUCGCCAACCUCGAAGACGCAAAGAAGAUCGUCCUGAAGCAGGACUCAUCCCUCCCCAAACCCCUCAAGAUCAAGAUCGGACGCAAGGAUAUCGAGCUGGGCGAUGGCGAGAAGAAGGGCACCAGAGUCAAGGUCUUGGGCAGGAUCCACAGGCUGAGGGCACAGAAGCAAGCCACCUUCAUCACCUUGGUCGACGGAUACGGACACCUGCAGUGCGUCCUUCAGGCUGGCGACCUGACCAAGAACUAUGAUGCUCUGACCUUUGCCCAGGGCACCUCCUUGGCCCUAUACGGUGAGCUGCGCAAGAUCCCCGAGGGCGCAAGUGCCCCCGACGGCAGGGAGCUUCACGUCGACUACUACGAGGUCUUGGGUGCGUCCCCCAGCGACCACGACGCCAUCACCAACAGGGUAUCGUCCCAGCAGAACCAGUGGGACCCUCAAAUGCUCGACCAGCGUCACCUCGUGCUCCGCGGAGACAACGCCUCGUCUCUCAUGAAGAUCAGAGCCGCUGUCGAGAGAGCUUUCCAGAAGGUCUACGACGACCUGGAGCUGACCAAGGUGUCGCCCCCGGCCCUGGUGCAGACGCAGGUCGAGGGUGGUGCCACUCUCUUCAGUGCCCCGUACUACGACGAGGCCGCUUACCUGACCCAAUCAUCCCAACUCUACCUCGAGACCGUCCUGCCCAGCCUGGGAGAUGUGUACUGUAUCGAGAAGUCCUUCCGUGCCGAGAAGUCUUUGACUCGUCGCCAUCUGUCCGAGUACACGCACGUCGAGGCCGAAUUGGAUUUUAUCGAGUUCCCAGACCUCCUCGAGCAUCUGGAAGAGGUCAUCUGCCGUGUUAUCGACAUCGUGCUCGCCAACCCCACCAUUGCCGCCUAUCUGAAGGAACUCAACCCUACUUUCCAAAAGCCGUCGCGUCCCUUCCUGCGCAUGAAGUACACCGAUGCCAUCGAUUGGCUCAACCAACAGGACCCCCCUAUUCCCAACGAGGAGGGCAACCCUCACGUCUUCGGUGAUGAUAUCGCGGAGGCUGCCGAGCGCAAGAUGACCGAUGCUAUCAACAGGCCAAUCUUCCUCACCCACUUCCCUGUCGAGAUCAAGGCCUUCUACAUGAAGAAGGAUCCUGCCGAUCUUCGUGUCACUGAGAGUGUGGACUGUUUGAUGCCUGGCGUUGGUGAAAUCGUUGGUGGCUCCAUGAGAAUGGAGGGCUACGACGAGCUUCUCCAAGCAUACAAGAACCAAGGUAUCGAUUCCAAGGACUACUACUGGUACACGGACCAGAGAAAGUACGGUACCUCUCCUCACGGCGGAUACGGUCUCGGUCUUGAACGUUUCCUUGCUUGGAUCGCUAACCAGCACACUGUCCGCACUACUUGCUUGUACCCUCGCUUCAUGGGUCGAUGCAAACCUUAGGCAGUUUUCGAGCUAGACAAUCAGGUUGCAGCUGUUAAAGAUGAUCUCUAAACAUAGACACAAAUAGACAACCAGAUGCAAGUUGACCAAUGAAUUUUUACUGCAAUCAAUCUGUG
Truncatella angustata is the source of this 2140-nucleotide messenger RNA. Its product is annotated as asparaginyl-tRNA synthetase. NCBI's taxonomy places the organism in Eukaryota, Fungi, Ascomycota, Sordariomycetes, Amphisphaeriales, Sporocadaceae. The coding region runs from base 249 to 2024 and encodes 591 amino acids. Gene Ontology annotation, biological process: asparaginyl-tRNA aminoacylation. The record is from RefSeq and is a predicted model, not a curated record. Gene Ontology annotation, molecular function: ATP binding; asparagine-tRNA ligase activity; nucleic acid binding. Gene Ontology annotation, cellular component: cytoplasm. The transcript is spliced from 3 exons.